Chrysemys picta bellii (western painted turtle) is the source of this 3729-nucleotide messenger RNA. The record is from RefSeq and is a predicted model, not a curated record. Lineage: Eukaryota; Metazoa; Chordata; Testudines; Emydidae.
GCACAGGAAGGGGCUGGAGCAGCAGAGAGGAGGGGAAUAAGAAGGGCUGGGGGGUUAUAAAUAACAAAGGGAUCAUAUAAACUAUGCAGGUCCAAGAUGCCCCUGCGAGCCGGGAGCCCGGGAUGAGCUGCUGCUGCUGCGCCCCAGAGGGCUAGUGCAGCUAGACCUGCACUAGCCCCCCUCUGUGCCCAGCCAGGGGGGACUUUCUCCGGUGGUUGGAACCAGCCCCUGGCUCCAACUCCUGAGCCGGAGACUGAAGGAUGCAGACUGGAGGUUCAGGUGAGAAGAACGGCUGCAGGGGGCCAAGAACAGUUCCCAGAGGUGCUGCGAGGAAGGAAGAGGGGAAAAAGGAGACAGAGGUGGAGGUGGUGAGGUGUGAAAGUAGAAAUUCCCAUCUGAUGUUCUCCAAGAUGCUUUCAAAGGUGAUGUUCAGAGAGGAAAAUAUGGGUUUGCACCCUUUCAGAAGUGGCCACUGACUUUGCAUGCCUCAGUUUUGGGGUGUCUGACUUGUGACACCACAGGCCUGAUUCUCAGGGGGUGUUGAAUUGCCAUUGAUUUCAUUAGGAGUUGUAGCAGCUCAGCAUUUCUGAAAAGAGGCCCAAGAUGUUUCAGGCUAGGGACCCAUCAAUUAAGGAAAGCAAAAAUCCCCAAACCGGACUCCAUCUGCCACAUGGACCAAGAGGAAGAGCCCUGUGUCCUGGACUCUGAGGAUUCUUCAGAAAAGGAGACUCCGAGAGGCCCUCAAGCAGCAGGUGAUGGGAUGGUAAGUGAGAACGAGGAGGAGAAUCCUCAGCAGGAAGAUCCUGAGCAAGUGGAAUCACAGUGGACAGUAUCGGGAAGAGAUAAAGGUGGUGUUUCCCUGAGUCCUGAGCUGGGAGAAGCCCGGGAGAAUCACCCUUAUAAAUGCCCCGACUGCGGGAAAAGCUUCCGAUGGAGCUGCCGCUUCAUUGAACAUCAGAGAAUCCAUACAGGGGAGAAAACCUCUAUCUGUGCCGACUGCGGGGAGAGCUUCAGUCGUUACUCAAACUUCACAAGACACCGCAGGAUUCAUACCGGAGAGAAACCCUACAGCUGCCCCGACUGUGGGAAAAACUUUGGUCGCACUUCUGACCUCAUUAUACACCAGAGACUGCACACGGGAGAGAGACCCUACAAAUGCCCUCAGUGUGGGAAAAGCUUCAGCCGCAGCUCGUACCUCAUUCCUCACCAGAGGACACACACAGGAGAGAGGCCCUAUAAAUGCCCUGACUGUGGGAAGAGCUUCAACCUGAGCUCAAACCUUAUCAGGCAUCAGAGGAUCCACACGGGAGAAAAACCCUAUAGAUGCCCUGACUGUGGGAAAAGCUUCUAUCUGAGCUUACACCUCAUUAGGCACCAAAGAGUCCAUAUUGAAAGAAAAUCCUAUGACUGCCCCGACUCCGGGAAAAAGUUCAUUCGGAGCUCAGCCCUGAUUAUACACCACAGACUCCACACGGGAGAGAGACCCUAUAAAUGCGCUGACUGUGGGAAAAGCUUUGGCAUGAGCUCAGACCUGAUCAGACACCAGAGAUCCCAUACGGGAGAGAGACCCUACAAAUGUGGUGAAUGUGGGAAAAGCUUCAGCAUGAGCUCCAAGCUCAUCAGACAUCAGGGAACACAUGUGACAGAGAAACCUUUCCGUUGUCCCGAAUGUGGGGAAGGCUUCGCCACCAGCUCCAAACUCGUUAAACAUCAGAAACACCACCUGGAACAGAAACCCUACAAAUGCGGGGACUGCUGGAAAAGCUAUAGCCACAGUUCUGAACUCCUCAGGCAUCAGCGAGCCCACACGGGAGAGAGACCCUAUAAGUGCUCUGACUGUGGGAAAGGGUUUAGUCGGAGUUCGCACCUUAUCAGGCAUCAGAAAAUCCACAGGAGAUAGGCACGGGUCCUGGUUCUUCCUCUAGGGCUUUUCAAACAAAUUCAGUUAUAAAUAAUUGGUGGUGUGGAGAUUCAUGUGUGGGAGAGGCACAGGCAAGGGUGAAGGGGAAAUGCGGAAGAAGAAAAAGAAGUUUGGGGGCUGGUGCAUCAGUUGUUUGGGGUUUGUGGGGAGGGACCUGGGAUUUUAUUUUUUUUGUCUCAAAAUUCCUUAAAUUUCCCAUGCUCAUUCCACACCCUUUUUCUCUGGCCUGGCAGGAUGUGGGACAGCAGGUGAGAUGGAACUUGAAUUAUAUAAUUCACUAGGGCCAGAGGCUAGAUUUUCUUGACUAGGGAAACUGAGGAGUUGCACUGACGCUACGCCUAAAGGAAAUGCCAGUCUGAUGCUAUAUGGAGAGGAUGUGAGAUGCGACACCAUUCCUACUGUCACCCGUGUUUCCAGCACCAGAGUAUGAGAGACAGCAAAUUUGUAAAUGGAGAGGGGGAAAUACCACAGAUCGGCAUAUGAUUUACCUGUGGCUCUCACUGCUGCAAGAGCAGACAGGUCUGUAAUGUAUCUUUACAACACCAUAGCACAGGCUGGAAAUCUGCAUUGUAACAUCCAAUGGAGCUGGACAGUUCAUGUCCAGGCUCUGGAUUUAACCUGAUACGUAUAUAAAAAUGUGUACACAUGUAUGUAUAUUAUUUCCCAGGUGAAACCUGCAUCAGUGCAAGUUAAUAGCUUCUCAGUGAGUGGCAUCUGUGUCACACAGAGUACGUUCCUGGUUUAAACAUUAGAGCCCCUUUUGACCCCCAAUUACUUGUCUUGGGGUACCGAGUUUCACCCAAGGUACCUAGAACCCAAUGACAUAGAAUCAGUGAAUGAUGGUGAGAAUGCUGAGACUGGAGAACUCGCUGCAUUAGCUGCACCCAGCUCAUUAUUUCUAUGAGGAAUUGUAGCUGGCAUGCAGGGGAAAAGUUAAGGAAGCACCUAGCAGGCAGCUCACAGAGUUAUAGUCCAAGGGCCAGAUUUCCAUAGGUAUUUAGGCACCUAAAGAAACCUAUGGCAGUUAGGCACCUUACCUGGUUAGGUGCUUUUGAAAAUCCAAGUAGGCACCUAACCUGCAUCUUUAGGCAUCUUUGAAAAACUGGCCCCGAGUGAUCUCACAAGCAGUGAAGCUGCCAUCAGCUCAGGGAGAGAGAGAAACAGUCGCUUGACUCAGUGAGGUCAGAUGUAGAGUCUUGAAGAGGUGCUUGUGGUUCCUGAUGUUUGUUUAAAACUACACAGGAGCACAGUGCACUAAAAGGUGAAUUAAUACAUUACCCAUGGUUCUGCCUGGCUGGGUAAUUUAAAAAGCAGUUCGAGAGCAGCUUUAAAACCAUUCCCUUUUUAAAUGUGGGGUUUGCCACAAGUGGUGUUUAGGUGAGUCUAAGCAUGAGAACCGUGACUAUAGGAAAAUAGGGACAUGUGGUGUCUAGGUGAGUCUGUGUGUGUACAAAAAACAUUUCCCUGGGGAAACAAUUUGGAAAGGGAGUUAAUGUACAUAAUCAUUACAGUUCUUUUGCAUCCCUGACUUUAGCAUGAAUGUUGACAUUUUGCUCGGCUAACGCACGAACUCUUUACCUAGUUAGCUCUGUGAACUUCUGCACUGGAAUAGCGGAGCCAAGCUCCCAUCUGGUCACAGCAGGCUGCUGCUUCAGUGCAAUGGGUGAUACAGCCCAUGAGCUGGAGUGUGGUUGGUUCCUUGCGGGGCUGUGGAUGGAGAUGGCAUUUAUACCGGGCUGUGUGGGUGCUUUACUCUCCUGAGUUUGUGCUGUCUGCUGGACAGUAAUAAAAAGCUGAUCCUAAAUGUC